Helianthus annuus (common sunflower) is the source of this 789-nucleotide messenger RNA. Its product is annotated as calmodulin-7. The coding region runs from base 88 to 537 and encodes 149 amino acids. The transcript has 2 exons. The record is from RefSeq and is a predicted model, not a curated record. Gene Ontology annotation, molecular function: calcium ion binding; enzyme regulator activity. NCBI's taxonomy places the organism in Eukaryota, Viridiplantae, Streptophyta, Magnoliopsida, Asterales, Asteraceae.
UUUUAUAUAUAUUCAACCUCACAUCAUCACCAUACUCGCUGAUUGAGUUGUGUAACCCUUUAUUCUCCAGCAUUCAUCUACCCUACCAUGGCCGAUCAACUCACCGAUGAUCAGAUCUCCGAAUUCAAGGAGGCCUUCAGCUUGUUCGACAAAGAUGGAGAUGGUUGCAUCACCACCAAGGAACUCGGAACAGUUAUGAGGUCUCUCGGCCAAAACCCAACCGAAGCCGAACUUCAAGACAUGAUCAACGAGGUGGACGCCGAUGGCAACGGGACAAUCGACUUCCCAGAGUUUCUCAACCUGAUGGCUCGCAAGAUGAAAGACACUGAUUCCGAGGAGGAACUCAAGGAAGCCUUUAGGGUUUUCGACAAGGACCAAAACGGUUUCAUUUCUGCAGCCGAGCUCCGCCACGUCAUGACUAACCUUGGUGAGAAGCUGACCGAUGAGGAAGUCGAUGAGAUGAUUCGUGAGGCUGAUGUGGACGGUGACGGCCAGAUCAACUACGAGGAGUUUGUCAAAGUCAUGAUGGCGAAGUGAUGAUGUUUAAUUUGGAAAUUGGGUUUUUUAAAAAAAGAUGAAGAAAAAAGGAAGAUGAAUCUGUUUGUGGGUUUGGUUCAUUUUCCUGUGUUUAGUGUUUGUUUGGGUGCUUUUGGUUUCCACUUUGUUUUCUAUGUAUUUUGGUGAGUAGGUGGGGUUAGUUUCUUCUUCUUCUUUUUCUUAUUGGUUAUGAACCUAGAACAAUUUGGAGUAUUUUACUUCUUUAUUAAUCAAUUGAGUUGUUUUCUGUUA